Messenger RNA from Capsella rubella, 7437 nucleotides. Its product is annotated as MAG2-interacting protein 2. Gene Ontology annotation, biological process: retrograde vesicle-mediated transport, Golgi to endoplasmic reticulum. The record is from RefSeq and is a predicted model, not a curated record. NCBI's taxonomy places the organism in Eukaryota, Viridiplantae, Streptophyta, Magnoliopsida, Brassicales, Brassicaceae. Gene Ontology annotation, cellular component: endoplasmic reticulum membrane; Dsl1/NZR complex. Gene Ontology annotation, molecular function: SNARE binding.
UUGAUCGAUUCAGUUCAGUGCAUAUAUAAUCUUAUAGUUUGACUCCUAGAAGGUGGUGUGAGGAUCGAUCUCUCAGUCUCCUUAGACGCGAUUGAUCAUGGAAACACCUGGAACCAAAGUUUUGUACGAGAUACGUCAUCAUGCUUCAUUGCCUUAUGUUCCUAGAUACCCUCCUCUUCCUCAGGCAUAUGGAACUGAUUCGAAAGGAGGGCUUCGUUCUCUUGUCUCCAUUAGAGGUGUUAAUCAACUCAAGGAAAAGUGGAGUGAAUACUGGAGUCCGAGAAGAACUAAUAAACCGGUGUCAUUGUUUAUUUCACCUAAUGGAGAACUUGUGGCUGUCACUUCCGGAAACCAUGUUAUAAUCUUGCGAAAGGACGAUGAUUACAGGAAACCAUGUGGCAAUUUUACAUCAAAUGUAUCAGGAUCAUUUACUUCCGGAGUGUGGUCCGAAAAACAUGAUGUUCUUGGUCUUGUGGAUGAUAGCGAGACCCUCUUUUUCAUCAGAACUAAUGGUGAAGAAAUAAGUCAAGUCACAAAAAGAAACUUGAAGGUUUCUGCAUCAGUAUUAGGAUUGAUGGAGGACGACUGUGAUUUGCAACCAUCAUGCUUGUGUUCGUUCAGUGUACUUACAUCAGAUGGACUUAUUCAUCAUGUCGAGAUCAGUAGGGAGCCAAGUGCUUCUGCCGUUUCCAAACAUGCUUCAAAUAGUGUCCCAGCUUUGAGAAAGCAAUUCCCCAACCAUGUUUUUUGCUUUGAUUACCAUCCAGACCUUUCUUUCCUUCUCACUGUUAGCAGUACUGCAGGCAUAUCAUCGACAGGGAGUUCUGGUUCCUCGUGUAUUUCGCUUUGGCGUAAGUGUCAGAACUUAGGUCUGGAACUGUUGUCCACCACACAGUUUGAAGGCGUGUAUUCUGAGACCAAAGAUGAUCAGUUGGCAUAUCCAAAGAUUUUAAUCUCACCUCAGGGGUCACAUGUUGCAAGUCUUGAUAGCAAUGGGUGCAUGCAUCUUUUCCAGUUAGAUAAAGCAAGAUUGACACUUUCAUAUUGUACUUCUGAAGACAGGUCUGAUACACUGAAGCCAGAUAAAUCGCGACAAAGUUGGAAAGAAAGUUUAAGAAAUGUAGUAGAUUUUACUUGGUGGUCUGAUCACGCCCUUACAAUUUUGAAAAGGAGCGGUAACAUUAGUAUAUUUGACAUCAGUAGGUGUGUUAUAGUUCAAGAGGAUGCUACCAAUUAUUCUAUGCCUGUCGUGGAAAGAGUUAGGAGAUUUGAAGGACACAUUUUUCUUUUAGAAAGUUCAACGCAGGAAGCAAAAUCAGCUUUGGCCAAAGUUGACAAGGACCCAAGUGAAUUGCAUCAUACUAGUGAGCAUAGUAUGUUAUGGAGGCUAAUAUCAUUUACUGAGAAAACAGUUUCUCAAAUGUAUAAAAUUUUAGUUGAGAAAGGCCACUAUCAAGAGGCGUUAGAUUUUGCUGAUAGCCACGGGUUGGACAGAGAUGAAGUAUUCAAGUCAAGAUGGUUGAACUCAGAAAAAGGGGUAAGUGAUGUUAGCAUGAUUCUAUCAAAGAUAAAAGAUAAAGCUUUUGUGCUUUCCGAAUGCUUAGAUAGAAUUGCGCCAACAGAAGAUUCCAUGAAGGCCUUACUUGCGCAUGGAGUUAAUCUAACUAAUCACUAUGUAUUCGCUAAAUCUGAAGAUCAAGAAUCCCAACCACUUUGGGAAUUUCGCUUGGCGAGGCUUCGACUAUUACAAUUUUGUGAAAGGCUUGACACAUAUUUGGGGAUAAGCAUGGGCAGAUAUUCGGUGCAGGAUUAUAGAAAAUUUCGGAGCAUUCCUAUCAAUCAGGCUGCUAUCGCACUUGCCGAGAGCGGGAGGAUAGGGGCUUUAAACCUGCUCUUUAAGCGGCAUCCUUAUUCACUUGCAUCCUUCAUGCUGCAUAUUUUGGCCGCUAUUCCUGAAACUGUUCCUGUUGAAACGUAUGCACAUCUUCUUCCAGGAAAAUCUCCUCCAACUAGUAUGGCAGUGAGAGAAGAAGACUGGGUUGAAUGUGAGAAGAUGGUUAGAUUUAUUAAUAAAUUGCCGGAGAAUGGCAAGAAUGAGUCUCAGAUUCACACUGAGCCAAUUGUUAGAAUGUGUUCGGGGUAUAAUUGGCCAUCAUCAGAAGAACUUGCUGCAUGGUAUAAAAAUAGAGCUAGAGAUAUUGAUUCUUCCACUGGGCUGCUAGACAACUGUAUUUGCUUGAUUGACAUUGCAUGGAAAAAAGGCAUAUCUGAAUUGGGACAGUUCCACGAAGAUCUAUCAUACUUGCACCAGAUCAUUUAUUCUGAUGAAAUUGGAGGCGAAAUCUGCUUCAGCUUAAGCCUUGUUGGGGAGCAUUUAUCUGAUUAUGAGAAAUUUAAAAUAAUGCUUGAAGGGAUUAAAGCUGAAACUGUGGUUAGAAGAUUGCAUGACAAGGCAAUUCCAUUUAUGCAGAAAAGGUUUCUGGGGACAAACAACCAUAACGAGGAGUCCUUUCUAGUUAAAUGGCUGAAGGAGAUGGCAGCAAAAAAUGAGAUCGAUUUAUGCUCAAAGGUUAUUGAGGAAGGGUGUAUGGAUUUGUAUACUGUUUGUUUCUUUAAGGAUGAGGUUCAAGUUGUUGAUUGUGCUCUGCAAUGUCUGUAUCUGUGCAAAGUUACAGAUAAGUGGAAUGUUAUGGCAACAAUGCUAUCAAAGCUACCGAAGAUAGAUGAUAUUGAUGGUGAAGACAUUCAGAAAAGACUCAAACUGGCGGAAGGUCAUAUAGAAGCAGGGAGGCUUUUGGAAAUUUAUCAGGUCCCGAAACCAAUUAAUUACUUUCCUGAGGUUCAUUUGGAUGAAAAGGGUGUAAAGCAGAUCCUUCGACUCAUGCUUUCAAAAUUUGUUCGUCGUCAACCUGGACGAUCUGAUAAUGACUGGGCAUGCAUGUGGCGUGAUCUACGACAGUUGCAGGAGAAAGCCUUUUCUUUCCUUGAUCUUGAGUUCGUGCUGACAGAGUUCUGUAGAGGACUUCUAAAAGCUGGAAAGUUUACCCUGGCUAGAAAUUAUCUCAAGGGUACAGGAUCAGUUGCACUGCCAUCAGAGAAGGCAGAGAGUCUUGUUAUAAAUGCAGCAAAGGAAUACUUCUUCUCUGCUCCGAGCCUUGCUUCUGAAGAAAUAUGGAAAGCAAGGGAGUGUCUGAAUAUAUUUUCUAGUAGCCGGACUGUUAAAGCCGAGGCCGAUAUAAUUGAUGCAGUUACUGUUAGGCUUCCAGAUCUUGGGGUUAGUCUCCUACCAGUACAGUUCAAACAAGUAAAAGACCCAAUGGAGAUUAUUAAGAUGGCAAUCACGGGGCAUCCUGGGGCCUAUCUACAUGUUGAUGAACUUAUUGAGGUUGCUAAACUUCUUGGGUUGAAUUCUUCAGAAGAUAUAUCUUCUGUUGAAGAAGCUAUUGCCAGAGAAGCUGCAGCUGCAGGUGAUCUGCAGGUGGCGUUUGAUCUGUGCCUUGUUCUAACCAAAAAAGGGCAUGGUCCCAUUUGGGAUUUAGGUGCUGCAAUAGCAAGAGGUCCUGCGCUUGAGCACAUGGAUAUAAGUUCUAGAAAGCAGUUGCUUGGGUUUGCUUUGGGUCACUGUGAUGACGAAUCGAUCAGUGAGUUAUUGCACGCAUGGAAAGAUCUUGACCUUCAAGGCCAAUGCGAGACUCUGGGAAUGUUAUCAGAGUCGGAUUCUCCUGAAUUUCACAAGAUGGAUGGUGUUUCUUGUCUGAGAGAUUUCCCUCAGAUGUUUGAUAGGCUAAGCAGUGAUCAACAACUAGAUUUCGACAGAGUCAAAGAUACACUUUCUUGUGUUGCUAAGGACUUGCCGGUUGAUGAUAGCAUGGAUUUGGAGUCUCUUCUAAAGGAAAAUGGGAAGCUUCUCUCCUUUUGUGCGUCACAUCUUCCGUGGUUACUUAAGCUGGGUAGAAAUAGGAAGUUGGAUAAAAAUCUAGUGCUUGAUUCCAUUCCUGGAAAGCAGUUUGUCAGCAUAAAAGCAACUGCUCUUGUUACCAUUCUAUCCUGGCUGGCAAAGAAUGGUUUUGCACCAAAAGAUGAGCUGAUAGCCAUGAUUACAGACUCAAUCAUUGAACAUCCGGUAACAAAAGAGGAAGACAUUAUAGGAUGUUCGUUUCUGUUGAAUCUAGUAGAUGCAUCUAAUGCAGUAGAAGUUAUAGAAAAGCAGUUGAGAAUUAGGGGGAACUACCAAGAAAUCCGAAGUAUCAUGAGUCUAGGGAUGAUAUAUAGUUUGCUACAUGACUCUGGAGUAGAGUGUACGGCUCCCAUCCAGAGGAGAGAACUGCUUCUGAAGAACUUUAAGAAAAAGCAAACAGAAAGUCUCUCUGAUGAUAUGAGGAGGAUCGACAAACUUCAAUCAACUUUCUGGAAGGAAUGGAAACAUAAAUUAGAGGAAAAAAUGCAUGAUGCUGACCGUUCUAGAAUUCUAGAGAGAAUUAUCCCUGGGGUUGAGACUGAAAGGUUUUUAUCGCAUGAUACUGAAUACAUUAAGGUUGCUGUUUUCUCUCUCAUUGAAUCUGUGAAAUCGGAGAAGAAGCUGAUUUUGAAAGAUGUACUAACAUUGGCUGAUACAUAUGGCUUGAACCAGUCAGAGGUGAUAUUAAGGUAUUUAAGCUCUAUCCUUUGCUCUGAGAUUUGGACAAAUGAGGACAUCACGGCUGAAAUUAUACAAGUCAAGGAAGAAAUACUUCUCUUUGCUUCAGACACCAUACAAACCAUAAGUUCGAUCGUGUACCCAGCAAUUAGUGGUCUUAACAAACAACGCCUUGCUUACAUAUAUAGCCUCCUUUCUGAAUGCUAUAGCCAUUUGGAAGAAAGCAAGGAAGCAUCAUUGUUGGUUCAAGCACAUGGUUCCUUUGCUGGGUUAUCAAAUUUGUAUAACGUUCUUAAGCAAGAAUGCAGUAGAGUGUCGUUUAUCACAGAUUUGGAUUUCAAAAAUAUUGCAGAAUUGGGAGGUUUGAACUUUGACAGCUUCAACAAUGAAGUCCAUGCACACAUCAAUGAGAUGAACCUGGAAGCUUUGGCCAAAAUGGUAGAAACUCUCACUGGCUUCUUCAUGGAGAAUUCGCCCAACAGUCUCAUUUCCUGGCAAGAUGUUUACCAACAAUAUAUUAUGAAUUUGUUAGAUACAUUGGAGAGUAGAAGAGAUCUUGAUUUUGGAAGUGCAGAGAGUUUCCAGGGGUUCCUCGGUCAACUUGAGCAGACAUAUGACCACACUAGAGUAUAUGUCAGGAUCUUGGAACCUUUGCAAGCUGUGGAAAUCCUGAAACGGCAUUUCACAUUAGUUCUUCCGCCAAAUGAUUUGUACUUGCACAUCCCUGAUAGUUCUACAUGGCAAGAAUGUCUUAUCUUAUUGAUUAACUUUUGGAUAAGAUUAGCUGAUGAGAUGCAAGAAGUAAAAUCAUCUACGCAAAGUCUUGUUGAGAAUCUUAUCUUAAGCCCUGAAUGCAUUAGCAGCUGUCUUACUGUUCUCAUAAAACUAGUAAUGGAUGACAGUCUGUCCCCAAGUCAGGCUUGGGCUGCAAUACUUGUUUACCUUAGAUCUGGUUUGGCCGGUGAUUGCGCGACUGAAAUCUUCAACUUCUGCAGAGCCAUGGUCUUCUCUGGCUGUGGAUUUGGACCCAUUUCUGAUGUCUUCUCAGAUUUGUCCUCUCGGUAUCCGACAGAUUUGCAGGAUCUUCCACACCUUUACUUGAGUGUACUUGAACCCAUUUUACAAAAUUUGGUAUCUGGGGCUCAUGAAACACAGAAUCUUUACCGGUUGCUCUCUUCUCUCAGUAACUUGGAAGGCAACCUGGAAGAACUGAAGCGUGUUAGGCUUAUAGUCUGGGAACAACUCGUCAUAUUUUCUGAGAACCUGGAGUUGCCAAGUCAAGUUCGCGUGUACUCCUUAGAGCUUAUGCAGUUCAUCUCUGGUAAGAAUAUCAAGGGCUCAUCAUCUGAGCUACAGUCAAACGUUAUGCCAUGGGAUGGUUCGGCUGAGUUAUUAUCGUCUAUGCAGAAGACUGAAGCCACGCUAAACCAAGCGUUGCCCGACCAGGCUGAUGGCUCUAGCAGGCUCACAAAUACUUUGGUCGCACUUAAAUCAUCUCAGAUUGCUGUGACGUCCAUCGCUCCAGGCUUAGAUAUCACCCCUGAGGAUUUAUCGAGUAUUGAGACAUCUGUUUCCUGCUUCUCUAAACUCUCUUCUGCUGUUACUACAGCUUCACAAGCUGAAGCUCUUCUGGCGAUUUUAGAAGGAUGGGAAGAGCUGUUUGAAGCAAAGAAAGCCGAACUAUUGCCGUCUUAUGAGGCAACCGACCAAGGAAACGACUGGGCCAAUGAUGAUUGGAAUGAUGGAUGGGAAACAUUUCAGGAACCAGAACCUGUGGAGAAAGAAGAAAAGGAAUAUGUAGUCUCGGCUCAUCCCUUACAUUCAUGUUGGCUGGAUAUUUUGAGAAAGUACAUUUCCUUGCGCAUGCCUGAAAAUGUUCUACGACUUAUAGAUGGAUCGCUUCAGAAACCUGAAGAGGUCCUGCUUGAAGAAAAUGAAACAGAAAGCCUGGCUGGGAUCUUGGCCAGCACUGACCCAUUUCUCGCUCUAAAGAUUUCUCUUUUGUUGCCCUACGAACGAAUCAGAUCUCAGUGUCUCAAUGUUGUUGAAGAACAAUUGAAACAAGAAGGCGUUCCGGAGUUAUCCAAUCAGAGCCAUCAUGAAGUUCUUCUCCUGAUUAUAUAUUCUGGGACUCUCUCAACAAUCAUCUCCAGUUCUUGCUAUGGCUCAGUCUUCUCCUUCCUCUGUUAUCUGAUUGGAAAGCUAUCUCGAGAGUUCCAGGAAGAGCUGAUUAGAGAAGCCAACUACAGAGAAUCAUCAAAUGCAAAUUCUGAGAGACGGGUUAUGUCAUGUUUUGGGGAACUCAUGUUCCCAUGUUUCGUCUCGGAGCUUGUAAAGGGCAAUCAGCAGAUAUUAGCCGGGUUUCUGGUGACCAAGUUCAUGCACAGUAAUUCAUCUCUUAGUCUGAUUAAUGUUGCAGAGGCAAGUCUUAGGAGAUACUUGGAGAAACAGCUCGAGUCUUUUGAGCAUUUGGAGAAUUCUUUAGCCGGUAACUCAGAACUUGAAACGCUGAAGAACACAGUCUCAAGCUUAAGAGGCACGUCAAAGGAAGUUAUACGAUCUGCAUUAGCAUCUCUUUCUACUUGUACAAACAGCAGAUGAUAUGAAAAUGAAGGCUUCUUAUGAGGUGAAAUGGUAACAAAAAAAAAAAGAGUAAUUAGGAGAGUGUAAAAAUCUGUUUAUGCGUUUUUAUAUAAUUGUAGUUGAUAUAGUUUUUUAACUUUAUUUUCGACAGGAAACAAUUUUUGAUGAUACCUCCAGUUACAUACUUGUUUUAAGGUAUAAAAUAAUUUCAAACCUAG